Messenger RNA from Carassius gibelio (silver crucian carp), 4458 nucleotides. Its product is annotated as kinesin-like protein KIF26B. Lineage: Eukaryota; Metazoa; Chordata; Actinopteri; Cypriniformes; Cyprinidae. The transcript has 6 exons. Bases 7 to 3654 code for a protein of 1215 amino acids. Gene Ontology annotation, biological process: microtubule-based movement. The record is from RefSeq and is a predicted model, not a curated record. Gene Ontology annotation, molecular function: microtubule binding; microtubule motor activity; ATP binding.
UACACAAUGAUCGGCCACGAUGGUUGCACUCAAAGCCUUGGAGUCAUUCCUUGUGCUAUAUCUUGGCUUUUCAAGCUCAUUAACAGGAAGAAAGACAAGACAUGGGCAAACAUCUCAGUUUCUGUGUCAGCUGUAGAGGUCUGUGGGGAAAACAAUGCCAUCAGAGAUUUACUCUCUGAUGUUGACACAGACAACUGCAAGAUGAACUAUAAACCAGAUGCUUACUUCAAAGAGGACGCCAUCUAUGGAGUACAGCUUUGCAACCACAGUGUACUUAAUGCUCCAACUCCAGAAAGAGCAGCUUUCCUUCUAGAUGCAGCUCUUGCAUCUCGCAGUGGGAUGGUGGACAGCGGAGGGAGGCCACCACAUUGUUGUCACAUGUUCUUCACCCUCCAUGUUCGCCAACAGCACAUAGGAAGCGGCACCAAAUCUGGGAUGAAUGUGGAUCAAAGCAAGCUGAGCCUGAUUGAUUUAGGGAGCUGUGUGGGGGAGAGGGAAGAAAGCAACUGUGGAGUCUGCCUCGCUGAACUUGGAAACUUUAUCACAGCCAAUCUCAACAGGCAUAAUAACGUCCCAAAUAGGGGAAGUAAAUUAGCAAUGCUUUUGCAAGACUCUCUGAGCAAUGUCAACUGCUCCACUACAGUUAUUGCCCAUAUAUCCACCUUGUCUGAAGACCUUACAGAAAGCCUUUGUACGAUGCAGACAGUGACUCGGAUGCGAAGUCAAAAAAAGAAGAUAAGGAAAUCUUCCUCAAGCUCACCUGGAGGAAGAAGCUUGGGCAACGAGAGGAAAUGUAAUACGUCCACUAAGCUAAGAUUCCAAUCUACAGGGACGCUGGAUCGAGAUCUCUCCUCUCCUGGUUUCUCUAGUGAUCCAGCAUUUUACCCUGGGAGUGAUAACUCUUGUGAUACCAUUAGCUCCGUGGAUCCUUCUGGCCUCCUAGAUAAAGAAGUUACAAAUAGAAGCAGAGAGGUUUUGCCUAUUAUUCCCUCUUUUCUCAAGAGCAAACUGGAGUCCAAGAAGCUCUCGCUGAUGAAGUUUUGUGAAAUCUCUCCACCAGUUGCCAAUCACAUGAAGCAGAUAUCAAAAGAAAAGGUUAAAGAAGAGGCAACACCUAAAACAAUGCAAGAUAGAUCAGAUUUUGAGUGUCUGAAGUGCAACACGUUUGCAGAACUCCAGAAUAGACUGGGAAACAUAGACGGAACAGAAUUGGAUCAAUGCAAAGAUCAGGAAGUGAACACUUUGAGCAAAUUACCUCACUUAAGCCCAACAAAGAAGCAAUCCAAUUUAUUGGACAUUCAAGCAUCAAACAACAGAGAAUCCAAUAGCACCAGACAAGGAAACUCCUCAAAAGCAUUUUCGAUGAUUCACAACAGUGAAGAAAUUCCAAGUACCGCCAGUUCUCCGAUUAUUCAGAAAUGUCCGUCACAGUUAGAUACCGUCAAACCGAUCGAUCCCAUGCUGUCUAGCCAAUCUCCAAGCAAAUCUCAGCUUCAUAAUAAAAUAACGAAUGUGAUGCCCACUGCACUAUCUUUGAAAUUGGAAGACCAAGGUAAAAUGAGAUUAUUGGAUGCUUCCACAAUGCAAUCUCAGACACGAAUUUCUCCCAUCGGCAAGAGUUCUCAGAAAUCUACCUCAUCCUCUUCUUUUUCAUCAUCCCUAUCUUCUAGUUUGAGCUCACCACCGGCUGUUUCUGCCUUUUUGAAUGGAGACAUUUCAAAUUGUACAGGACAAAAACAGAGAGAGAUGCGGGCCACCAUCACUGUGACUGUUCAGAAGCCGCUGGAUCUUAAUGGAGAUGAUGAGCUUGUGUAUACCGUGGUUGAAGAGGUGACAAUAAAUGGGGCCUCUGAGCAAGGAAAGGCACAAAUAUUAAGUAUUCAUGAGUCGCACUCUCUCCAGGCUCUAACUCCAGGAAGUCAGUCUGUCAGGAUUAUCGGCAGCGUAGGUGAAGAACAAAUAGCAAGUUAUUAUAGUUCCAACUCUAAUGCACAGACUUCAGAGAAUGAAGUCUCCACGGCCUCAUCAGAUGGAGCUGUGAAACACACAAAAACCAAUGCUCAUACUGACAAGGCAAGUGACUUAAUUGAUUCUAAAAACCUGCCGCAGCAUGAUACUUGGCCUGAGGUGGCCCUGACUGAAGAUGUGAAGGAGAUACCUAAAGGAGCCAUUGUUAAACUUGACCCUCCCUGUGAGGUCUCCAAGUCUGGAAAAUAUACUUGUGAAUUUAAACCCGAGCAGAGUUGGAUGUGCCGAAACAACAAGAAAGACGUCAAGGAUGUCCCUCAAAUGAAAACAGAACAAAAGAACCCACAUAGUCCAAGAGGAACUUAUGAGAAGAAACAGUAUACCAAGAAAGACAGUCUUGUGGAAUGGACCAAAGACAAUUUGCCAUCAACGUCAACAAAUAGUCCUAAUCUCAAGAGAAAAGAGAGGAAAGAAGAAUCUGGAAUAGCCGGAAGUGCAAUGCUAAACCUGGCUACUGAAACUAAGACCAACACUAAAUGUCAUUUUGAGGAGAGCAGCAAAUUGUUCAACGAAAAAAUGACAACAUUAUCCAGCAGGAGCCAAACUUGGGAUCAUAGUAAGAGCGGGCGCUCAACAGGAAGCCUGGAAAGUCAUUCUAGCUCAAGACUUAAAAGCAAAUUUCUCGAAGAGACUGUUUUUAUCGAUAUGGCUCGGAAAGGUUUAGAUAAAGACUAUAUUUCAGCUCAACCCAGCCCUUUAGGUUUUAAAGAAGACUUUGAGGACUUCGUAAGGUGUCGAGCUAGUCAGAGUCUCGGGAGGGUUCCACAGUUCUUUCCAAUGCAUGAUGUCAAUUAUGCAACCCGGCCAUUUAAAAACGGUCACUCUAAGAGCACAUCAGUUAAUAAAUUCAUGCCCAGUUCGAAGAUCCACAAGAUGCCAAUCUUGUCCCCAAAACCCACUAGACACUCGAUCAACAGGAGCUCAAGCUUUUCUCCUAAUGGCGCACCAGUCAGCCAAAGCUGCUGGUCAACACUCUCCCUAUCCCGAAGUCAAGACAACGGUGGUUUGAAGUCACCCAAUGCAGUCCGGAAAGGAAGAGCUGAGCUUUUAAGAAGCAGUAGGGACUCGCUUUCUGCUUUUAGUCAAGGUGGGUCUGAUUUAGAUGAAUGUGAGGAACUGGGGACCAUGACACCUUUUGUUCACACAAUGCCGUCCCCGUAUAGCCGGAUCACAGCUCCACGAACACCACACCACUGCAGCGGCCAUGCCAGUGAUACCACCAGUGUUCUCAGUGGAGAUCUGCCUCCUGCCAUGUGUAAAACAGCUUUACUCUAUAACAGGGGCAGUAUGGUCACUAGCGGCUAUGACAGCAUGCUUAGAGACAGUGAAGCUACAGUCAGCAGCAGUUCAACGCACAAUUCCAUCAGCGAUCAGACCUGCUCGCUCGGUGCUACUAAAGGCUUGAAAAGUACCAAGAAAGGAACCAACAUAGGGGCCAGUCUAAGAUGUCCAUCCCAAGACAACCUCCUGUCUCUGAAGAGGUCCGUCAGUGGGCCCAAAACGCACCGGGUGGAUCGGGGUGGUUCCGACUCUUAUGAAAUUAAAGUCUAUGAGAUUGAUAAUGUAGAUGGCGUACAGAAGAGAGGUGGGGCAGGGAACAAGGUGAGGUUCAAAAUGUGUCAAUGAAACAAAUCGUCUGUCUGUCUGCUCUGUUUCAUUUACAAACUGCUGUCUUUGUAUAGUCCAUUAAAUUGAUAGUGCUUGAUUCAACUCUUACAGUUUUCUGAAUUGCUUAGACAUAAAAAAUCUGUUAUUUAGCCAGUUGACUUGCAACACUGUUUUCUAUAAGUAAAGGCUGGGAUACCUUACACAGCUUUCACCUAGAUUUUUCCCGGAUUUGCAGUCUGGAGGAGAACGUUAGUUGGCAACUCUCAAAGCAGUCAGUUUUGGUGCGAGUUUGUUUAUAAUAAUUUUAAAAGUCAUGUAGUGUAUUCCAGUCUUGAGACUAAUUUCUCAAAACUUUUUUUUUUUUUUUACUCUGGCCCAAACUAUACACAAAAUACUGAUUAAGAUCAGUAUCGAUUAUACAUACUAUUUUUUACUAUUUCUGAAGAAUAUGCAACUUUUUGUUGAAAAGUUAGGAAAUAUUUUACAUUAGUUUUUCAAAUUUGUUAUUUGUAUAGUUUUCAUUUAACUAUUUAUUUGUUUUCAUUCAACAAUGUACAAAUCCAGGACAUUUUGACAGUGCUGUGUACUCUUAUAUACAAUGAUUCAAAUACAAUUCUUUUUUAAAGUAGUAAAGAUACUUUUUCUCAAAUUGUGCUUAAUUUAAUCAAAACAAUAUUGUUAUCACAAAACCAAACCUGUAUGUUCAGGAAUGUAUGCUCUUUGUUUUUGUUUUUGUGUUCUUAUUUUUCACUUUAAUUUAUGUUGCAGAGUAAAAUGUAAAGUUCCACAUUCAUUGUAGUAAGCAUUCAUGAUCGUAUUGUU